GGCGACUGAAAUGAAGAUGCAGCGGAAGGCGGAUCGCCAUAACUGCGCCACCGCACUGAAGGAGGCGCAUGAAUCGGAGAAUCCCUGGCACAUCCCGGAACCUCCACUCCGACAGGAGGGAAUGGUGUCCGAGCCGCCCUUCACCAGCCGACACCAGAAAGACGCAGCGCGGAAACGAGAGGCCAGAUAUCGUGGGGGCCUGGAUGAGUGCAGCAAUGCUGAGAAGCAAGUCAAGGCGCCCGGCUUGGAGUACGUGGAGGAACCAGAGGUGAAAACCCAGCGGCAACUCCAUCAGCACAGGAAGGAUCAGAUCCUCAAAGGCCUGGCUGAAGGGGAGGCGAACUCUGACUUCGUCCCCAUCGAGGUGCGUCACACGCGAACCGAAUUGGAAGAGCAUGAGGCGCGACGUCCGGAUCCCCACGCCAUGACGCAGAACAAGCUGCUGGACGCGCGGAAACGCGAAUACCUGGAGUACAACAUGCGAAACUUUCCGCAUGUUUACAAGCAGAUGCCCAUGUUCUCGGAACAGGAGGAACAUUGGUGGAAGAUGCGCAAGACCUACGUAGCUGAACCGUGGAUCAGCAAAAAUAAGGAGAAACCACUGACCGGCAAGGUGACUGAGACUUUCUUUGCUGAGCCCGAAGAAGAACAGGAUUACACGGUCGCCGCGGGCGGCAACGCGGUGGACGUGGCACGCUUGGAGCACAUCCCGCGAUGGUCGCAGCACUUCCUGCCGAAAGGUUUGAUGGCCAAAGUGCCACGACACUUCGAUCGACUCUUUGAAGGGGCCGAUGGAGUGGCGGAGGGAGUGAAGAACGCUCCAUCGCUCAGCACGGAUACGGCUCCGCUGGAUUCCUUCUCCAGCUUUC
Messenger RNA from Cladocopium goreaui, 869 nucleotides. Lineage: Eukaryota; Dinophyceae; Suessiales; Symbiodiniaceae. The record is from the annotation of a GenBank genome assembly.